AUCAACUCAAAACCCUAAAAUCAGCGCCGAUUGUUCUAUACAUCUCUGCAGGAAGUUAGAGCAACAAGUUGCAGAGCGGAAGCAAAAAUGAGCCGUGGAGCAGCCGCAUCCGGUGGCCCGAAGGGGAAGAAGAAGGGCGUGACCUUCGUCAUCGAUUGUGCGAAGCCAGUUGAGGACAAGAUCAUGGACAUCGCCUCGUUGGAGAAGUUUCUUCUCGAGAGGAUCAAGGUCGGCGGCAAAGCUGGGGCACUUGGCGACUCCGUUACCGUCACUCGGGACAAGAACAAGAUCACCGUCAACUCCGAUAGCAAUUUCUCCAAGAGGUAUCUCAAAUACUUGACUAAGAAGUAUUUGAAGAAACACAACGUUAGAGAUUGGCUUCGAGUUAUUGCUUCGAACAAGGACCGCAACGUCUAUGAAUUAAGAUACUUCAACAUUGCCGAGAACGAGGGCGAGGAGGAAGAUUGAGGUUAAAAUCCUUAUAUUUUGGAAGCAUUGUUUUCAGUAGGAUUAGUUGUAGCGGUCUUUCUCAUAUUAAACGUUGUUGAAAUCAUAUUUCCAUACCUGCUUGAAGUUUUCUAUAUAGAAUAUAGCAAGGUUUCUAUGAGUUAUGAGAUGAUGCAACUCUUGUUUAUUUCUGAAGUUUUAAUAUCUAUAAAUUUUGCUCACGUAGCUCCUUUCUUUUGGUUGGUUUUGAAAA
This is a messenger RNA of Benincasa hispida (wax gourd), 700 nucleotides long. RefSeq names its product large ribosomal subunit protein eL22z-like. Gene Ontology annotation, biological process: cytoplasmic translation. Lineage: Eukaryota; Viridiplantae; Streptophyta; Magnoliopsida; Cucurbitales; Cucurbitaceae. The record is from RefSeq and is a predicted model, not a curated record. Gene Ontology annotation, cellular component: ribosome. Gene Ontology annotation, molecular function: RNA binding; structural constituent of ribosome.